Messenger RNA from Lecanosticta acicola, 3978 nucleotides. Lineage: Eukaryota; Fungi; Ascomycota; Dothideomycetes; Mycosphaerellales; Mycosphaerellaceae. The record is from the annotation of a GenBank genome assembly.
AUGGGCUAUCGUGAGAGGUUGGACACAUCUUCGUUCUUCGACGCAGAUUUUCAACCUUCAAACACGCUCGACCACUUCCUUAAGCGCACUCCAGAAAUGGCUUUCAAGGGCCUUGACUUCACGCGCAAAUCACGCGAUUGGAAAUACCCUGCACCAGCCAAGCGACCUACUCAAGCAGAAAGAGAGCGGGCCGCUGCAGCUCGUGCCCUUGAGAAAGCAACGAAUAGCUUGCAAGCAGAGCAGGACUCUGCUGCUGUGGCGGCGGACAAUGACUUGGCUGGCACAGAGCCAGGCCAGCCCGGCAUCGCUCAUCCCCACGCGCAAGGGCAGGAGUUUGUUGCUGAAGAGCUCAACGAAGGCAUGGAGGACUGCGCUGCUGAAGACAUGGACGGCAUGGAGAAAACAUGCGCUGCUGAAGACAUGGACGGCAUGGAGAAAACAAACGCUAUUGAAGAGAUGAACGGCAUGGAGAAAACAGACGCUGACUCAGACAGGAUUGCCGGCAUGAAAAAGCCGGCCGGAGUGCGUGGACGCAGCGGCAGUCCCGCCACUUUCAGCAAUCCACAACCCCAACAACAAUCAACGUUCGAUUCGAACAGAUUCGGCUUCGCGUUCGGUGGUGCUUCACAACAGCAGGACGGCUCGAGCUCAUUUUCAUUCGGCGUCAGCACUCCAGCACCCUCAUUUGGAGCCUCUGCUCCGGCUCCGGCUACUAACAUGCAACCCAACGGCAAUGUUUUCGGCCAGAAUACACCCAAUACACCCAGCUUUGGCACAAGCUUUACUGGAUCAUCGCAGCCACAACAGAACGGCUUCAAUCCAUCCACGACAUCGAUGUUCAAUCAACAACCGCAGACCCCAUCAUUCGGCGGAUUUGGCCAGACGCAGCAGAACGGGACCAGCGGAUUCGGAGGCCAGCAGCAGCCAGCGCAAGGCGGCGGAAAUACAUUCAACUUUGGACAGACUCGGCAGCAGGAGAGCAGCAAGCCAAAUACAUCAUUUACUGGCUUUGGCACUUCACAGUCAGCCCAAACAGAGUCCGGCAACCCGUUUGCGAAGUUCAUCCAGAAGCCAGCAGAGACGAGCGAGAAGUCGAGCACGCCUGGUCCACUCUUCACUCAGAAAUCGCAGAACGCUGGUGAUAAGCCAAGCAAUCCAUUUGCAAGCUUCGGACAGAAGACGGCAGAGUCGAGCCAGAAUUCCAGUGCUCCAGCUCCGUCCUUCGGACAGAAGCCGCAGGAGAAUGGCAGCAAGCCCAGCAACGCCUUUGCAGGCUUUGGUCAGCAGGCACAGCAGAAGAAGGACGACAAGCCGAGCAACCCAUUCGCCAAUUUUGGUCAGAAGAGCGCCGACGCUGGCGAUAAGCCCAGCACGCCAUUUGGACAGAAGCCUCUUGAGAAUGGCAACAAGACGCCUUUUGCGACAUUCGGACAGCAGAACGAGCAAAAGGACAAAAGCUCCGGGCAGCAGACACCAAAGCUCGGGUUCGGAUUUGGCCAGCCGAACGGAGACAAUUCCGGCGAUCAACAACAAACACCCAAGCCGGGCAUCUUGGGCCAGGGUCCUGCGCAACAGACUACCCAGCCCGAGCAGUCAAAGCUUGGCGCGAGCAACAUAUUCAACCAAUCGACACAACCGUCGAAUCAGGCAAACAAUAUGUUCAGCCAACCAUCACAAUCCACCCAAGCCACAAGCAACAUGUUCGGCACAUCUUCUCAGUCCACGCAGCCCAAGGGCGAGAAGAAGGGCUUGUUUGGCUCGAGUGUGGCACCUGCCGGUGACGAUCCACACGGCACGGACAGUAUCUUCAGCAAUCUUCCAAAGAAGAAGGACAUGUCGAACGGCAGCAAACCUCUCUUCUCGUCCGCAGAUCCCUCCCAGGUCUACCGCGGCGAAGACGACGACGACAAUGCCAACGACGAGGCAGAUGGGGACGCCGAGCAAGCAGAACAACCAGCGGCAAAGCCGACAGGAAGCUUCUUCGGCUUAUCCAACCAAGCACAGUCAUCUACUGCUGGUCUGAGCACCCCACAGGCGCGUCAAAAUCCAGAUGCAGCCAGCUCAAACGUCGGUGGUGCUACACAGACUCCAGCACCUCGAUCUCUCUUCGAUCGGAUUGAUAAAGAUGAAUUGGCGAAGCGAUUGGGUGGGCCAGUCUCGCAGAACAAGCCUAACGAGACACCCAAGACGGGUCUGUUCAGCGGCGCGCCAGAGACUCCGGCGACUGUCAAGCCGCUCUUCUCAUCGACAGCCCCGUCGACCACUGCAGCUCCGCUUCCAUCAUUCCAGCAGCCUGCUGUGUCACAGACGCCAAUGGGCUCUCCGCCCAAGAGCCUGUUCCCAAAGCCUUCGACCCCGGCGCUACCGGCUGCCCCUCCCACAGCAUUCCAAGCUCCCGCCACAGCGCCAGUGGCGCUGACGGCUCCGCCGCCAAGCGCUUCCGCGGCUACAAGUUCGACGGUGCUGUUGUCAACUGAGCAGAAGAAGCUUCAAGAGCUCAACCAUGGCCUACUGGACCACCUAAAGAGGGCAGACAACAAGCAAGAUUGGACGGCCGUCAUGCAGUACUACAUGAGGAUGGUCGCAGGCAUUAUGAACACGUCUGCUCCGCCAGAAGCGCAAGAUUCCACGAUCAUCUCUCCGCCAGCCACAACGAGCACCUCAAACACCACAUUCGAGCAGACUGCUAGACCCGCCCACACCCCCAAGCAGCUGGGAGGCAGCGAUUUGUUCAGCAAGCCGCCGAGCACAGCGCCACCGGGAGCCAAGAAGCGCACAUUCGAGCAGCAGGAAGAUGAUGAGUCUGCUCGCUCGCCAGCCACCGAGAAGCGCAGCAAGCCGAACGAGUCUGUCAAUUACCCGAAAUUGCCCGAGACCUCCAGCAGCACCUCCAAGCUCUUCGCAGAUGUACUCAACAAGAAGGACGCCGCAAACACUUCCGGCUUCAACCCUGCUACCAAGUCCAUGUUCAACACUUCGACCCCAGCGUCAUCGAUGACACCGACUCCUGCAACCAACGGCUUAUCGAUGCCGAAAUUCGCAGCUCCGGCUGCUGGUAGCAACAGCUUCUUUGCAUCAUUCGGCCAGAAGGCCAAAGCACAAGAGGAGGCAGAACGCAAGAAGCGCAAGGCAGAUGAUUACGACAGUGAAGAGGAGUCCGAAGAACAAUGGGAGAAGCGUGAUCGCGAAGAGCAGGAAGCCAAGCGCCAGAAGCUUGCAGACGCCGCGAAGAACGCCAAGGGCUUCUCAUUUUCUACGCCAUCCACUACAACUGAAGGAGUGAAGACCCCGUUUAAGCUCGGCGCAGCAUCUGGUGCCACGUCUGCUACUCCUUCGACGCAGCAACCUAAGUUUGGUGGACUCUUCGGUGCCUCCACUACUGCAAACGGCUCAACAACCGAAGCUGGCAAGCUCGCACCGGCAACUGGUUUCAGCUUUGGUGGCCUGAAGACCCCGUCGCUCAAUGCUUCGCUGGAUGCAUCCCGCGCCACGACACCUGGCGUGACCACGGACGGCGAGGCAUCCAACGCUGCUGACGAGGGCGAUGAUGAGCCAAGUGAUGAAGCGCCGCAAAAUGUCGAGGACCACACUGCUCUCCAGGCUGCUGAGCGACAGAGCAGUGACGUGCUUCUCGAGUUGCCACAGGUCAACACGAAAUUUUACAACAAGAAAGAAGACGAGGACAAGGCCAGCUGGAAGCCUAUUCAGAGUGGCCGCAUGUACGUUCUCAAGGACAAGGCGGACGGUGCCACGCGCAUUCUGGCCAAAGUCGGCUUGGGCCGUAGCGCGCUCAACUAUAAGAUGGUUAAGGGCAUGAAGUACGAGCUUCAUCCCAAGAAGGAUACCAUGGUGGUGGCAACUUUCAUGGACCACAUUCACAGCGACCCUCCCAAGCUGGAGCGCUUCUACGUUACAUGUGCCAAUGCCAAUGAGGCAAAAGAUUUGGCGCGCGUCCUCACCGAGGGUGCGGCGAAAUAG